GGAAAGCUUGAUAAUGGAGAUUGUAAGUGCACCAUUUGGAUAAAGUUUAUUUCUAUUUUUGGAUUUUCGAUCGGAUUAUUGUACCGUACAUACGUCCACUACCGGUGUGAGGAGUGUCUUGCAUUGUUCUUCAAUGGCCUCCUAUAAGAAUUUUGAUGAGGCAGAAAUCGGAUCGUUGUCGCGAGUUGAUAAUGAAAACUACUACAUUCACAAGGUUGGAGCACCACACAAACACGGCCUCUUAAAGGAAUUGAAGAGUUCCUUGAAAGAAACAUUCUUCUCCGAUGAUCCUCUCCGCCCGUUUAAGGACAAGUCCUUGUCUAGAAAGAUCGUCCUAGGUUUCCAAGCCGUCUUCCCCAUUCUUGAAUGGGGACGACACUAUAACUUGUCCAAGUUUAAAGGAGAUCUCAUUGCCGGCCUAACCAUUGCCAGCCUUUGCAUUCCUCAGGAUAUUGGGUACGCUAAGCUUGCGAAUUUGGAUCCACAAUAUGGAUUGUACUCGAGCUUUGUUCCUCCACUUGUUUACGCCUUCAUGGGUAGUUCUAGAGACAUAGCCAUAGGACCGGUGGCGGUCGUGUCUUUACUUCUCGGAACACUUCUUGAUAACGAGAUUGAUCACAAGAAAAAUCCAGAAGACUAUCGAAGGCUUGCAUUUACUGCAACAUUCUUUGCCGGAAUUACUCAAGCCACACUUGGUGUCCUAAGAUUGGGAUUUUUGAUUGAUUUUCUAUCCCACGCUGCGAUUGUCGGUUUUAUGGGCGGAGCUGCCAUCACCAUCGCCUUGCAACAACUCAAAGGUCUCCUUGGAAUCAGCACCAAUCACUUCACUAAGAAAACCGAUAUUGUCUCGGUUUUGCGCUCCGUUUUCAUUUCAGCCCACCACGGAUGGAAUUGGCAGACAAUAGUGAUUGGAGUAAGCUUCUUGGCGUUUCUUCUAUUUGCCAAGUUCAUUGGAAAGAGGAAUAAGAAGUUGUUUUGGGUACCCGCGAUCGCUCCUCUUAUAUCCGUCAUUCUCGCAACGUUUUUCGUUUACAUUACUCAUGCUGACAAGCAGGGAGUUCAAAUCGUGAGGAAGAUUGAGCGAGGAAUAAAUCCAUCUUCGGUGAAUGAAAUAUACUUCUCGGGUAAAUUUCUCAUGAAAGGCUUUAGAAUUGGUGUGGUGGCCGGACUAAUAGCGCUAACGGAAGCCGUCGCGAUUGGAAGAACAUUUGCUUCCAUGAAGGAUUAUCAACUAGACGGGAACAAAGAAAUGGUAGCUCUAGGAACAAUGAAUGUCGUCGGUUCAAUGACAUCUUGUUACGUUGCUACCGGCUCGUUCUCCCGGUCGGCUGUGAACUACAUGGCAGGUUGUCAAACCGCGGUUUCUAACAUUGUUAUGUCAUGUGUCGUGUUGUUAACUUUGAUGUUCAUCACGCCUCUUUUUAAGUACACCCCAAAUGCCAUUCUUGCUUCCAUAAUCAUAUCCGCGGUUGUUAGCCUUGUCGACGUGGAUGCAGCCAUUAUGAUAUGGAAAAUUGAUAAGUUCGAUUUCGUCGCUUGCAUGGGAGCGUUCUUUGGUGUGGUCUUCGACUCCGUUGAGACAGGUCUAUUGAUCGCGGUGGCGAUAUCUUUCGCUAAAAUCAUUCUUCAAGUAACGAGGCCACGAACAGCUUUACUUGGACAAAUCCCCAAAACGAAUGUUUAUCGCAACAUUCAGCAAUACCCGGAGGCGAGGAAGAUAAAUGGGCUUUUGAUUGUAAGAGUUGAUUCAGCAAUUUACUUCUCCAACUCCAACUAUGUCAAGGAAAGAAUAUUGAGGUGGUUAGGGGAUGAGGAAGAGAAGUUGAAACAAGUCGGGCAUCCAAGAAUACGGUUUUUGAUUGUUGACAUGUCACCCGUUAUUGAUAUUGAUACGAGUGGCAUUCAUUCACUCGAAGAGUUACAUCGAAGCAUCGCGAAAAGAGAAAUUCAACUUGUUCUAGCGAACCCGGGGCAAGUGAUAAUUGAAAAAUUAUAUGCGGCUCGAUUUGCUCAACUAAUUGGUGAGGACAAUAUCUUCCUUACAACAGGAGACGCGGUCGUCUCAUGCUCAUCAAAGUUGGUCGAGCAAGUUUGAGGACAGAUCGAGGAAUGAAAUAUAUGUUAUAUAUUUUGUCCCCACAAUGUACUUUACCAUCUUGUCUUUUAUCCAUCAAAAUUUAUAGCAAUAAUUUAAAGAUGCGUGGUAAUAUAAUUUAUAAAAAAAAAAAGUGUUUACCAAAUUUAGUGUAUUUCUACCAAACUUUGAUAAACAAAAUGUAAGCAUUGAAGAUGUGAAAUAAAUUUCCAAAUACACACAUACAAGCCAUAAGAACAUCAUCCAAU
Impatiens glandulifera is the source of this 2343-nucleotide messenger RNA. Its product is annotated as sulfate transporter 1.3-like. Gene Ontology annotation, cellular component: membrane. Gene Ontology annotation, biological process: transmembrane transport. The transcript is spliced from 14 exons. Bases 134 to 2095 code for a protein of 653 amino acids. Lineage: Eukaryota; Viridiplantae; Streptophyta; Magnoliopsida; Ericales; Balsaminaceae. Gene Ontology annotation, molecular function: secondary active sulfate transmembrane transporter activity. The record is from RefSeq and is a predicted model, not a curated record.